GCAGUCGACGAUCAGCUGGCGGCGAUGAGCGACACCGCGAAAUGCAUUCGCUGUGCCCCCGGCUCGUUUUGUAAGAGCUCCACUCCAGUGCCCUCCAUUUCCCCACAGCGGAAUCGCCAAAUGCCAGCUGGAGCUGGUUAGUUGCAGCCAGGAACACUCUCGCCAUGUAUCGCAAUAUACUCUGCCUGGUGCUGGGCCUCAUCAUUGGCAUUCAACUGACAGACUUCUUAGAGUACUUUCAGCUGACCGAUAGUCAGUUCGCCAGCACGUCCAUUACGCAGCUGGAGGAAGGGGCCAGCCAGCUGGCGACGGAGGAGGAACUGGCCUUGUGGCUCCAUAACGAGACACGGGUACUCUGCAUGGUGCUAACCCUGCCAAAGAAUCACCAAUCAAGAGUGAGACGAGUUAAGGGCACAUGGGGCAGGCGCUGCAACAAGCUGAUCUUCAUCAGCAGCCAGGAGGAUCGGGAACUGGGCGUCAUUGAUGUGGGCGUGCCCGAGGAUCGAAACAACCUGUAUCUCAAAAUGAGGAAGGCCCUAGAGUAUGUGUACCGGAACCAUGGAGAAGACUACGACUGGUUCCUCAAGGCAGAUGAUGACACCUUUGUGAUAAUGGAAAACCUGCGCUUCCUGCUCUAUCCCUAUGAUCCCGAGGCAGCGCUCUACUUUGGCCACAGAUUCCGCACCACCUUUCCGCAGGGCUACAUGUCCGGAGGAGCUGGCUAUGUGAUGAGUCGGGAUGCACUGCGUCGGCUCAAUCUCUUUGCCUUCAACAACAGCCAAUUCUGCCCGAUUAACAACAAUUCAGAGGACAGGCAGAUUGGCUUCUGCCUGCAAAAUGUGGGAGUAGUUGCAGGGGAUUCGCGGGAUGAGGAAGGCCGGGAUCGGUUUCUGCCCUUGUCUCUCAAAUUUAUGCUGCCUACCUUUCCCACCGACAAUUGGCUGCCCAAACUGACAUUUUAUGAACCAGUGAAUGAAACUGGCUCGACUUCGGGAAUCAGCUUUCACUAUGUCAAAAUCCACGAGUUCGAAAUGUAUGAAUACCUGCUAUAUCGAUUGCACAUUUUUGGAACUCCCUUGUCCCAGAGAACGCUGCCACCCCGACUGGGUCCCGAUGAACUGCAGAAUCAGCUGAAUCAGUGGGCUCAAGAAAAUAGCACGAAUUCAAACGCGUGGCUGAAACAAGAAUAAUAUAUAUAGUAUAUUAGUACAUAUUUAAGACUCAUUUUAACAUACCGACAGUCAAAUAGAAUUAGUUUUUAAACUCUUAAGAAUAUCAUUAAAUAGAAAACAAUUGUUUUUAU
Drosophila melanogaster (fruit fly) is the source of this 1303-nucleotide messenger RNA. RefSeq lists its product as uncharacterized. The transcript has 3 exons. The record is from RefSeq and is marked reviewed. The coding region runs from base 165 to 1190 and encodes 341 amino acids. Gene Ontology annotation, cellular component: membrane. Gene Ontology annotation, molecular function: glycosyltransferase activity; N-acetylgalactosaminide beta-1,3-galactosyltransferase activity. Lineage: Eukaryota; Metazoa; Arthropoda; Insecta; Diptera; Drosophilidae.